UUGCACCCUUCUCGAGACACUGCUGUGCUCUAGGUGAGGAUGUUCAUGAUAAAAGUUGCAUGACGUCAAGGACCAGUCAAGAAACUAAAACGCCCUGCACAUAUCGUUUCUUUCACCACGGUUUGCAGCCGCAAAGUGAUUUUUGCUAAUGUGCAUCUAAGAGCAAAUCUUUUUUCGCUCGCUCCUUUGUGGACUCAAAAAAUGGGAAGAUUAGACACUCUGAGAGAAUUUAAUUUAUUUUCAUGGAUGAGAGAGGAAAGACAAUCGAGGAAGUUGACCCUGGUCAUCGUUUUCAUCGCCUUGCUGCUGGAUAAUAUGCUUCUAACGGUGGUCGUCCCCAUCAUCCCCAGCUACCUAUACACAGUUGAUGAUGCAGUAGCCAACAUGGCCAAGAAUCACACCACGGCCUCCCCACACACCCCUUCUGGAACCUUCCAUACCAUCGUGUCCCUCUAUGACAACUCUGUCAGGGUAACCAGCAGGGGCCCAAUGGACUCCACACCCAUAACCUUGGAUCAGGCGCAGGCGGUCUCUCUUUCCACCUCGGCUCUCACACCCCACAAUUCCACAGAGCCUGACUGCCCCAAAGCAGAUGACCAGCUUCUCAAUGAGAAUGUGAAAGUGGGACUACUUUUUGCCUCCAAGGCCACCGUACAGCUCAUCACCAACCCCUUUAUUGGGCCUCUCACCAACAGAAUAGGAUACCAGAUCCCCAUGUUUGCCGGGUUCUGUAUUAUGUUCCUGUCAACCAUUAUGUUCGCCUUCUCAUCGAGCUACACUCUGCUGUUUCUGGCCAGAUCCCUGCAGGGUGUGGGCUCCUCCUGCUCCUCCGUGGCUGGGAUGGGGAUGCUUGCCAGUGUGUACACAGAUGACGAGGAGAGGGGAAAUGCCAUUGGGAUAGCACUGGGUGGUCUGGCCAUGGGCGUGCUGUUGGGCCCACCAUUCGGCAGCAUCAUGUAUGAGUUUGUGGGGAAAACGGCGCCUUUCCUCAUUCUGGCUGUUCUGGCUGUGCUGGAUGGAGCACUGCAACUGUUCAUUCUCCAGCCCUCAAAGGUGGAACCAGAGAGCCAGAAAGGGUCCUCACUUUGGAGCCUUAUUAAAGAUCCAUACAUACUCAUUGCUGCAGGAUCCAUUUGUUUUGCAAACAUGGCCAUUGCAAUGUUAGAACCAGCGUUGCCUAUUUGGAUGAUGGAGACCAUGUGUCCAAGAAAAUGGCAGCUAGGCGUUGCCUUUUUGCCAGCCAGCAUCUCCUACCUGAUUGGAACGAACAUCUUUGGCGUCCUCGCGCACAAGAUGGGGAGAUGGCUGUGCUCUCUCAUCGGGAUGGUCCUCGUGGGGGUUAGCAUCCUCUGUGUCCCUUUCGCUAAGGACAUCUAUGGACUGAUACUUCCGAAUUUUGGUGUUGGUUUUGCAAUUGGCAUGGUGGAUUCCUCUAUGAUGCCAAUCAUGGGAUAUUUGGUGGACCUGAGACAUGUGUCAGUCUAUGGCACUGUGUACGCCAUUGCUGAUGUGGCUUUCUGUAUGGGCUUUGCUUUAGGUCCGUCCGCUGGAGGCGCCAUAGCGAAGAACAUUGGGUUCCCCUGGCUCAUGACCAUCAUUGGCGUCGUGGACAUCCUCUUCGCUCCCCUCUGCUACUUCCUCAGGAGUCCUCCUGGGAGGGAAGAGAAAAUGGCCAUCUUGAUGGACUCUAACUGCUCGAUGAAGACCCGAUCAUACUCAACACAGGGGAACACAGAGUACGAAGAGAUGGAGACAGAGUACGAUGAGUAUUAAUGGACACCAGACAUGUAUGUUACCUUCCAGAGGAUCUAUUUUGUUGUACAAAAACAGAGAUACAAUGAUUAUUAUUUUAUUUUUUAACAGCGAAGCUGUUUCGUUGUGAGUGUCCGUCUUCACUGUUCUGUGUCAUUGUUAUUGUACGACUAGAGCAAACCAAAGUUGUUGUCAUUGCCCUGUGUUUAUUUUGAGCCAACAGCCUUAUCCAAUGGAAGUGGGGCCGUGUCAAAACAGGGUUUUCAUGGGCCGUAAAAGCAGACUGCUGUGAGUCAUAUUUACUGAAUAGUUCAGAUGGGGGUGGUAUUAUACAGUCGUGGCCAAAAGUUUUGAGAAUGACACAAAUAUUAAUUUUCACAAAGUCUGCUGUCUCAGUUUGUAUGAUGCCAAUUUGCA
Oncorhynchus tshawytscha (Chinook salmon) is the source of this 2169-nucleotide messenger RNA. Its product is annotated as synaptic vesicular amine transporter-like. NCBI's taxonomy places the organism in Eukaryota, Metazoa, Chordata, Actinopteri, Salmoniformes, Salmonidae. Gene Ontology annotation, biological process: xenobiotic transport; aminergic neurotransmitter loading into synaptic vesicle; transmembrane transport. Gene Ontology annotation, molecular function: xenobiotic transmembrane transporter activity; serotonin:sodium:chloride symporter activity. Bases 202 to 1773 code for a protein of 523 amino acids. The transcript is spliced from 16 exons. Gene Ontology annotation, cellular component: terminal bouton; synaptic vesicle membrane. The record is from RefSeq and is a predicted model, not a curated record.